AGCUCUCACAGGUUGUACGUCUCGCGUGCACGCCAACCAACGCACGCCAACCAACUCUGUGAGUGGAGCAGCAUGCAGCGGAGAGCAACGCCACAGGCCCCGCCAGCACUAGAUGGGACUAAGGGCGCCUCCGUUGCUUCGAGCCGUGCGAGCCGCGCGCCGCCGCCGCGGGCUGCAAUUGACGCGGACGACUUCGAGCCAAGCGCCCGUCUUCGACCGCGAGCUCAAGCUGCGCCACCGCGCGCGCGCCGCCGCCGAGGACGCGGCGGGCGUCGCGUACCUGCGCGAGGCGGCGGCGGCGCGCGUCGUCGGACGCCUGCGCGACGUCGCGGCGCGCGAGGAAAAAAAAACAGCGCUGGACCUCGGCUGCGGCGCGGGCCAUCUCCGCGCGGCGCUCGAGGCGGACGCGGUCGACGGCGACGUCGCGGGCGGGAUCGCGACGCUCGCGCAGUGCGACGCCGCGCCGGAGGCCGUCGCGGCGUGCGCGUCGCGCGCGCCGGCGGCGGGCUUCGCGACGACCGCGGUCGUCGCCGACGAGGAGCGGCCGCUGCCGUUCGACGACGCGAGCUUCGACGCCGUCCUGAGCUCCGGCAGCCUGCACUGGGUGAACGACCUCCCCGGCGCGCUGCGCGAGGUCCGCCGCGUGCUCCGACCCGACGGCGUCUUCAUCGGCGCGCUCGCCGGCGCGGGCACGCUGGGCGAGCUGCAGUACUGUCGGCGCCCGGCGCGGGGGAGGGGCAUAGAGAGGCGACGGCCCGGGGUGAGGGUGGCGGCGCGCGCAGGCCUCGCGGCGGCCGAGGAGGAGCGAACGGGCGGCGUCGCGCCGCGGUGCUCGCCCGCCGCGCGCCUCGCGGACUGCGGCCAGCUCCUCCACCAGGCCGGCUUUAGGCUCAUCACGGUCGACGUGGAGCGCGUGCAGGUCGACUUCGGCGACGCCUUCCUGCUGCUCGACGACCUCCAGCGCAUGGGCGAGCAGCACGCGCCACUCGCGCCGGCGCCGCUCGGCCGCGACGCGCUCCUCGCCGCGGCCGCCGCGUACCAGCACAUGUUCCCGGCGGCCGGAGACGCGACCGCGCUCCGCGCGUCGUUCGAGAUGACGUUCCUCAUCGGCUGGGCGCCCGACACGAACGAGCCAGCGCCUGUGCGGGCCCGGGGCCCAGGAUGAGGCGACCAAUUUCCAACAUCCCUGGGCGGGUCCGUCGACUUGCCCCGGUUGUCCCCUCAUCUGUCCUGUCCGAGUCGUGACGGAGGCGUCGUCCGCCGCCGGCGAUUCUCGAGUCACAAUAGUAAAUUAUAAUGAUUAAUAAAAUCAA
Messenger RNA from Pelagomonas calceolata, 1313 nucleotides. The record is from the annotation of a GenBank genome assembly. NCBI's taxonomy places the organism in Eukaryota, Pelagophyceae, Pelagomonadales, Pelagomonadaceae.